CGCCUGUAUGGUCGUAGCAUGUUGCCGUUAUCUUUGUUAUGACCAUGCCAAGAAUCGCGACUCCACUUUAUACAAAUAAUGAUAUUUUUAAAAACGUCUAUGUGAACAAACAUUUUCCUCGUUUCCAAUGAGUGAGUGAGUUAGGUUCACACCGCUUUGAACAGUAUUCCAGUUAUACCACGGCGUGUCAGCUUGUUGCACGUGGGAGGAAAGCCGGACGUGAUGCAGUUGUAGACGGGCGUGGUAUGCUAUAUCGAGCCACAGUGACAUGAAGUGGUGGACAUCUCUGAAAUAGAUAGGGGAAGUCCAGGUGAGGCUGGAGAAAUCACAGCGGCUGUAAACUGAGGGUAUCCAGGUUGAUGUACUUCGCUGACAUUCAACUGCAGACAAGGACAGCAAAUGAUGAACACAACAUGAAGUGAUGGUGAUCAUGGAUGACAAAGACAGGUGGCCGGACGCUGAAUCCUGGAGUCGGCCGUAUGUCGUCCGGCGGAGAGAGACCUUUGGUCUGAGAAUAUGAAUCUGCAACUACUCUAAUCUCCACAUCUUCUUCCACAACAUCAUCAUCACUACCAUGGCCAGUUUCCUCCGAGUCCCAUAUCGGAAACUGUUCAAGUUCAUUGUCUUGUUUUACGUGCUACUGUUGGGGGCAUUGCUAUUUGCAUGGAAGUCGUAUGGGACAGUGCCGCUGCAGGAUUUCCUGUCUGACGGGCACACUGUCGGCAAGGUUGGCAACGUUGUCACGCAAGUCAGGGUGGCGCUGCAAUCGGGAAUAAUAAAGAUGGCGCAAGCGGAAGGUCAGAGAGGAUGUGAUAUUAAACAUAAAGUAUCGUUCAUGAAUCAGACAAUGAUUAUAAAUCAGGAUCCGGUUUGCGGCUGGUUGAAAGCUGCUAAGGUAGAGAGCCAGGGUCAGUUUGUUAAUUACGGCAAUCAGUUUGCCCGAUUGCAUAAUGUGAUCAUUGACCCUUCGUUAGGCGUUGGCAGAAAAGGGGGAGAAGCUAUCUCCUCUGUGCUUAACCAACGAGAAGAGGAGGAGUAUCUGAACCUGAAGAAAGGAUAUUUCAGCUUAAACUGCGACACGACACCAGGUUUAGGAUUCGGUGGCAAAGACCACCUUCUGAAAUGGAACAAUGUCGUGAGCUGUAAAAAAGACAAAAUAGAGACAAAGCGAGUGAAAGGAAUGACUUUAGCCGUGAUGAGAUAUGAAUAUGUCAAUCUGUAUCACACAAUGACGGAUUAUUAUAACGCUUUCUUGAUGAUGUUGGUGUUUGAUCAGGACCCGGAUAAUAUUACAGUGCUCUGGGUAGAUGCCCACCCUCAAGGCGGCCUUGACGAAACGUGGAAUGUGCUGUUUGGGGAGACUAAGAGGGUGGGGCUUCUAGAGGCACCCACGCAGUUUGAUGAUAUGGUGUGGAGUGUUAUGGGUUACAACAGCCCCCUGAACUUUCAUUACAGACCAUUUGUGCCGUAUCUGGAACUGUUUCGAGAAUUCUUCCUUUCUCGACACAAUGUCAAGACCAGUAAGCAGUUAAACUGCGAUAAACUUAACGUCAUGUUUAUUUGGAGAAGGGAUUAUGUUGCCCAUCCGCGAAAUCCAAAAGGUUUAGUUAAAAGGAAAAUUAAAAACGAAGAUGAGAUCAUUGCCAACUUGCAUAACAUCCUCCCAGGCCACAACGUCACGGGUGUGCAACUUGAUAUACUCCCCAUGAAACAACAACUGGAGCUUAUUGCAAAUACUGAUAUUCUGUUGGGCAUGCACGGUGCUGGCAUGUCACAUACCCUCUUCCUUCCCAAACAUGCCGGUGUUCUAGAGUUUUACCCGAUAUACUGGACCCAGGCAAAUCGGCAUUUCCGGGCAAUGGCGUCAUGGCGAGGGCUUCCGUAUCAAACAUGGCAGAACUAUGAUGGCCAGAAUGAGAAGGAGAACUACUUCACUUAUAUUUCCCCUAAAACUGUUAAUCAAAUGUUGUUGGAGGUCAAGGGAAAAAUCUGUUCCCCGAGUAGCAGGUGAUUUUAGUUGUUUAUUAAAUUGUUCGGGUAUUACAAUAAAUUUAUUUUCUAUA
Haliotis rufescens (red abalone) is the source of this 2063-nucleotide messenger RNA. Its product is annotated as beta-1,2-xylosyltransferase RCN11-like. Lineage: Eukaryota; Metazoa; Mollusca; Gastropoda; Lepetellida; Haliotidae. Gene Ontology annotation, cellular component: endoplasmic reticulum lumen. The record is from RefSeq and is a predicted model, not a curated record. Bases 575 to 2011 code for a protein of 478 amino acids. Gene Ontology annotation, molecular function: protein N-acetylglucosaminyltransferase activity. The transcript is spliced from 2 exons.